Molecule: messenger RNA, 1359 nt
Organism: Oppia nitens
Lineage: Eukaryota; Metazoa; Arthropoda; Arachnida; Sarcoptiformes; Oppiidae
Exons: 2
Coding region: 1-1359 (452 amino acids)
Source: RefSeq, a predicted model, not a curated record
AUGUCAAAUAUAACGAUAAGAUCUAUAAAAACAUUAUUUAUUAUACUAUUGCUAUUGAUAUGUAGUUAUCAAGUCUACAAAAUAUGUUAUCUAUACCUAUCCUACUGUACGACUACAUCGGUAACCUAUGACCAACUGUCCGAUCUAUCCCUACCGGGUAUUACACUAUGUUUUGACAAACAGUGGAUCUUAAGAGAUGAUUACAAACAACAAAUGCUAAAACAAUAUAACGCUUCAGUAAACAGUACUGAUUGGAAACGACUGGUCAACUCCCUGUCCAUUGCCGGCCAAAUGAAUGUAUUGCUAUCCAUGGAUGAGAUAUUUGGCAAUUCGUGUCAUGUAUUGAAACCAUUGGCUUUUGCCAGUAGAUCAGGAUAUUACAUCCCAUGUCAUACUAUCACACCAGUCAUACAGCGUAUGGAUUACCAGAAUAUGUGUUUUACAUUUCUAUCGCAACUAUCAGACGAAACGGAUGAUCGUUAUGUCAUCCGCGAUGACCUCAUCUAUAAAGACCACUUUAACGAUCUGUUUCACGUUAGUAUUGCCGGCCAAAUCCCGUCGGUAAAUAUGAUUAUCCACUCGCGCUUCGAACAUAUGGUUAACACCGGUAAGAAACGAAUGCUAAAGUUUGCGAACCGUCCGAAGACUGUCCACUACACGGAAUACCAUCAAACAGUUGUACACUCACUGCCGGCGCCCUACGAGACCAACUGCUAUGACUAUACGUUGAUUGGUUACAAGUCUCGGCUGGACUGUAUCGAGAACUGUCGGGUAGAAUGGAUGGCCGACUAUGUAACGGGUUGGCCAGGAAACUAUAUGACCGACAAUUUGACCAGCGAUGCCCUGAUUGUCAAUAUGUAUGAAUUGUUUCACGAAAACUAUACAUUGGAUGCUGUCUUUGGCGAUCACUGUCGCCGAGAGUGCGGCACUUGUAUCGAGUGCUGUCUCGCCUAUUACGAUGUCUUUCAAUCGGAACACAACUGUGAGGACAUUAAUGAGUUUAUUGUUGUCCUCUCACCGCCCGAUUUGCGGACACUUAUCAUAACUCAUACGCCUAAGCUAUCGUUUGAAGAGUUUGUCUCAUUAAUCGGCAGUUUGGUUAGUCUAUGGUUUGGUGUGUCCGUAAUUAUGUUGACCAACUCGACGGUCGACUUGUUUGGCCAGUAUGUGGUCGAUAGAAUUUUCCGAUCAAAUCGGUCAAUGCCGACACCAAAUGAUGAUAAAUAUGAUGAUUAUUGGAGACAAUUAUAUGGCAAAUAUGGUGGAGACAAAUGUAAUAGUGUUUCAAUGAGAAGAAAAUGGUCGACAAUUAUUAGGGACAACCGUUUGUAUCAAAAUGAUUAUCGUUACAAAUAUUAA